This is a messenger RNA of Rhizopus microsporus ATCC 52813, 987 nucleotides long. Its product is annotated as metal-dependent protein hydrolase. Gene Ontology annotation, cellular component: cytoplasm; nucleus. The coding region runs from base 1 to 987 and encodes 328 amino acids. The transcript has 6 exons. The record is from RefSeq and is a predicted model, not a curated record. NCBI's taxonomy places the organism in Eukaryota, Fungi, Mucoromycota, Mucoromycetes, Mucorales, Rhizopodaceae.
AUGCCCAAGAUCAUCGGAACACACAGCGGUCACUUUCAUUGUGAUGAAGCCUUAGCAGUUGCCCUUUUAAAGAGAACUGAAGAGUUUAAAGAUGCCACAUUAGUUCGUACACGUGACCCUAAAAAGCUCGAAGAGUGCGAUGUUGUCAUUGAUGUUGGAGGUGUGUAUGAUCCUUCUGCCCAUCGAUAUGAUCAUCACCAGCGCGGAUUCACAGAGACUUUCGAUGAUAAGCAUGCCACUAAGCUUAGUUCUGCUGGUUUAGUAUACAAACACUUUGGAAGAGAAGUUGUCGGCUCAGUCCUUGGAAGUGAUGUUUCUGCUGAAGAUGCUGAAAAAAUUUAUCUCAAGACCUAUGAUUGUUUUGUAGAAGCUCUUGAUGCUAAUGAUAACGGCGUUAGUGCAUACCCUAGUAGCAUUACGCCUCUAUUCAAAGAAAGUCCUACAAGUCUUCCAAGCAGAGUUGCUAGUCUGAAUCCUGCCUGGAACCAAACUGCCACUGAUGCUGACAUUGAUGCUUGCUUCCUCAAAGCCUCUGAAAUGGCAGGCACAGAAUUGAUAGAUUACGUUACAAGACUCAAAUCAAUUUGGUUACCCGCUCGUACUCUUGUAGUAGAAGCACUUGAUAGAGCAGAUGAAGUCCACUCAUCUGGCCGUGUGAUUGCUUUGGAACGUGCAUGUCCAUGGAAAGAGCACUUGUUUGAUCUCGAAAGUGAACGUGGUUUGACAAAUGGAAAGGAAAUUCUGUAUGUACUUUAUCCUGAAAGUAAUCCUGAAGGAAAUUGGAGAAUACAAUGUGUUCCUACUCGUCUUGAGGGCUUUGAAAAUAGAAAAAGCUUACCUGAAGCCUGGAGAGGUGUUCGUGACGAAGAGCUUAGUCGUCUUUCAGGUGUUGAUAACUGUAUUUUUGUGCAUGCUGCAGGCUUUAUUGGCGGCAACAAGACACGUGAAGGCGCUUACAAAAUGGCAAAGUUAGCCUUAGAAUUGUAA